AUGAAGCAGAACAUCUUUUGCCUUGCAGCAACUGCCUCCAUUGUCUCUUGCAAGCCUCAAUACGGCACAUACAACCCCCACGAAUGGAUCCCCGGUGGUCCCGACGACUUCCGCGGCCCUUGCCCCAUGCUCAACACGCUCACGAACCACGGUUUCCUCCCUCGCGACGGCCGCAAUUUCACCAAGGAGAAUGUUGUCAAAGGACUAGGCGAUGGUCUCAACUUCGACUCAACUCUCGCCGGCAUCAUGUGGGAGCAAGCCAUCAUCGCCAACCCAGAGCCGAACGCGACGUUCUUCACGCUCGAGCAGCUGAACGUGCACAAUGUGCUUGAGCACGACGCAAGUCUGUCUCGCACUGACGCGGCAUUCGGCAACAAUCACGUCUUCAACCAGACGGUAUUCGACACGUCGAAGGCGUGGUGGACGGACGAGACGGUUACCGCGAAGCAGCUUGCGCACAGCAAGAUCUUCCGCCAGCUGGUGAGCCGGGCAUCGAACGACAACUACACUUUCAGCGCAUCGACAGAGGAGUUCAGUCUGGGCGAGGUAGCUGCACCGAUCAUUGCGUUUGGCGAUACGAACGUCGGCACAGUGCCGAAAGAUCUGAUGGUGUACUUCUUCGAAAACGAACGUCUGCCGGAAGAGCUGGGCUGGACUAAGAAGAAUCAUUCCAUCACACUGCAGACCAUCUUGUCCACGACGUCGAUUGUCCGUAACGCGACGAAUUUGUUGACGGGUGGUGGAGCUGCACCAGCAGACCCGCAUAAGCGUAGGGACCUGCACAGCGGUCUGUUCUAG
Ascochyta rabiei is the source of this 798-nucleotide messenger RNA. RefSeq lists its product as uncharacterized. Lineage: Eukaryota; Fungi; Ascomycota; Dothideomycetes; Pleosporales; Didymellaceae. Bases 1 to 798 code for a protein of 265 amino acids. The record is from RefSeq and is a predicted model, not a curated record. The transcript is spliced from 3 exons. Gene Ontology annotation, molecular function: peroxidase activity.